Molecule: messenger RNA, 297 nt
Organism: Drosophila busckii
Lineage: Eukaryota; Metazoa; Arthropoda; Insecta; Diptera; Drosophilidae
Product: drosomycin-like
Exons: 1
Coding region: 16-219 (67 amino acids)
Biological process (GO): defense response
Source: RefSeq, a predicted model, not a curated record
GCUCAUUGUAUUCCAAUGAAGUUCAUAAUUUUCACAUUGUUCGUUGCUCUGGCUGCUAUGAUGAGCGUCAGUAUGGUAGAAGCGGAUUGCCUUUCCGGCUUGUACAAGGGUCCUUGUGCCGCAUGGAGUGGACCAAACUGCAAUCGUGCCUGCAAUAAUGAGGGCCGUGGCAACGGACAUUGCUCUUCGGCUUUGAAAUGCUGGUGUGAGGGCUGUUAAGCCUAGCAAUCGCUUUCGGCUUGAACAGAAAAUAAAAUGUAAAUAAAGAAUAAAGUUAUUAAACAGCAGAAACUUGAA